Molecule: messenger RNA, 1295 nt
Organism: Nilaparvata lugens (brown planthopper)
Lineage: Eukaryota; Metazoa; Arthropoda; Insecta; Hemiptera; Delphacidae
Product: casein kinase I-like
Exons: 6
Coding region: 209-988 (259 amino acids)
Biological process (GO): endocytosis; positive regulation of canonical Wnt signaling pathway; signal transduction
Cellular component (GO): nucleus; cytoplasm; plasma membrane
Molecular function (GO): ATP binding; protein serine/threonine kinase activity
Source: RefSeq, a predicted model, not a curated record
AAAAAUAUUCUAAUCUAUUAGCUCCAAUGACAAUAGAGUGACCUUGAUUAAUCCCAUGGAUUUCUUGGUGUUAACCUUUAAAUUUAAGUGAAAACUUGAAAAUCUCCAUUAAAAAAUCGUUAUGUAGUAAAUAACCUACUGGAAAUUAAGAUCACCAAUAUUUGAAAGGUGUAUAAUUUGGUUAGAGAUAAAUAAACAACUUGGAAUAAUGGAUGAAUUGGAAAACCGCCGAGAAUCAACUGUUUCCGAAGGCAGAAGAACUUUGCUCAAUGUUUCAAGCACUAAUUUAAUGAUGGUUGGCCCUAACUUUAAAGUUGGUCGCAAAAUUGGCAAAGGAAACUUUGGUGAAGUUCGUAUGGGUAAAAACAUCUACAACAACGAAAUAGUUGCUAUAAAACUUCUCACAAGAUUCGAGCACAUUCAUAGUAAAAGAAUUGUGUACAGAGAUGUGAAACCUGAAAAUUUUGUGAUUGGACCGCCAUCUUCAAGAAAGGAGAAAACAGUGUUUGUCGUAGAUUUCGGACUGGCCAAAGAGUUUAUGGACGAGAACGACGAGCACAUCCCCUACCGGGAGCACAAGUCGCUGACGGGCACCGCACGCUAUAUGAGCGUCAACACUCACAUGGGUCGCGAGCAGAGUCGCAGGGACGACCUCGAGUCGCUCGGUCACAUGUUCGUGUACUUUCUGCGCGGGUCUCUGCCGUGGCAGGGCAUCAAGGUGGAUAAUGUCAAGGAGCGCUAUCGGCAUAUCAAAGAGAUCAAACGCACGACGCCCAUUGACGUAUUGUGUGACGGAUUUCCAGAGGAAAUGGCUAACUUUUUGAGGUACGCUCGAAAACUGGACUUUUUUGACAAGCCUGACUACGAUUGGCUCCGGAGACAAUUCAAAGAUCUGUUCGAACGACGGGGUUACAGCGAUGAUGGCAUCUUCGACUGGACCGGACGCAUUCAUAAUAAUUCUUUCUCCAAUCCUCGUGCCUCCUCUUAAAAAUUUUAUCUUUCAUAUUAGGAAAAAGAACGAAUAAUAAUUUUUCAAUACAAACUAUUUUCUUUUUUUUACUUUUUGUGUAGUUGAGAAGUUGAUAUUUUGGUACUUAUUCAUAUUAAAUAAGAAAACUAAGAAAUUGUCGAAAACCCACAUUGAAAGUUAGAAAGACCGGUUUCGGUUGUUACACUAUAUUGUCAAUCUCUGAUAUUUUUUUUAUCUAUUGCUAUAGUAAGAUCCACAUAUUUGAUUGACAUUGGUGUUGCUAUCCUUGUCUAUCAUUUGACAAAACAGAUAGCGUUAUCCUAUU